Messenger RNA from Trypanosoma rangeli, 1173 nucleotides. RefSeq lists its product as uncharacterized. Lineage: Eukaryota; Euglenozoa; Kinetoplastea; Trypanosomatida; Trypanosomatidae. The record is from RefSeq and is a predicted model, not a curated record. Bases 1 to 1173 code for a protein of 390 amino acids. The transcript has a single exon.
AUGGGAAAGGGUGGGGCAAGGGCUCUGCAGGAUGAAAAGGUGCUCCUAGCGGAGUUGGGGAAAUUGUUUCACAUGGCACGGGCAAACGUUCGCGAGCAGCGCAAUACACAAAGGGCGGAAGCGAAGAGGCAAAAGGCACCCACCACGACGGCGGCGCGUGCGAAGAGGACUGCUGCGGCUGGGGCGAAGGGCGGCAACCUCACGGAGGGGCGACCACCGAGGACAGGCUCGAAAAGGUCUCGGAAGAGCACCCGUGGGGGCACAGUGUGGGUAGUGCUGAAGGGCGGCUUCACACGCGUGCCAACGUCGGAGAAGGCUCAGGCGAUUGCGCACAACACCGCGUUUCGUGGCCGCCUUUCGGAGCGUCGUCGGGUCCAGGCGCUUGAGCGGGCGGAGGAGUACAUCCAAACCGCGUGGCAGCAGGCGCAGGAGGCAGGGCUUCUCCUUGACGAUGGCAGUGGACCCAAUGGGGACGAGGGCCUGCAGUACCUUCGUGAGCAGUACGAGGUUGCGGCAGGAAUGCUUCGUCGUGAGCCGGUGGGCGCAUUCCUAAAGAAAAUUGUUGCUCAGACGAUUCCUAGUUAUGCCACGGUGCCCGCUGAGGCCACAACGCCGGCGGCUGCUUCGCUAGCCAGCGCGGCGGCACCUAUGCUACUCACGCGGGACGAAUGGGCAGACGUCAUUGCAAGAGAAACACUUAUCUUGAAGCGUUUUGCCCCGUCAACAAGCACGGAAGAGGAUACUGGCGAAGCCGUGCUCCAUGAGGCGGCACAAGUGCCUUCGCGCUACUACUUCCCCAUCGCUGAGCCUUUGGCGCCACUUGAGGCGGCCUUAGCGGAGACGACGGUGGGGUAUCGCGACACUGGUAGCGAUGCCCCUGGCGGAGAGCAGGCGCGGGAUGUGCUGCCGACCAAGUGCAUUGUGCGCAUUCGAGGAAGUGGGAAACAAAAGCACACCGCCAUCCUUGCCUCCACGAAGGCUGUGAAUUACCUUAAGUCAAACCUUAUGCAGGUGAUCCGUAAGGAGCUCAGCGGCUCGAAACUUCCCCGCGGGGAAGAUGUUGUGGAGGGCAAGCUGCAUCAACCGCACCAGCAACAGGCGAGCCACGGUGCGGUGGCUGAGAACGCCGCCAUGGGCUCGUCGAAGAAGAAUUCCAGAAGACGACAUAAAUGA